GCGCCGGAGUCAGCACAGGAGGGAGAAGAGAGGUGGAGGUGGAGGUGGAAGUGGAAGAGGAGCAAGUGCUGCAGAUGCUGUAAAUGCUGGAUGGUGGAUAACAACAAAGAUGCGCUGGAUGCUGGAGAGGUUGGUCCAGAGCACGCUUUGCAUGCCGAGGGCAGGGAAGAAGUGCUGGUGGCGUUGUAGAUGAUUAAGAUGUUGACUCUUGAGCAGAUGCUGGAAGUGAAGAUGUUCAUGAAGUCGCAGCUGUUGGAGCUCCGGGCGUUGAUGCAAUUGUUCAAGAUGGAGGAGAUGCUGGACACUGGCGAGACAGGGGAAAUAGACAAUGUGUUACAGACGUUGGAGAUGCUGGAAACGCAUAAACUGUUGCUAACACUUAUAUCCACCUCAGUGGAUUUCUAUGCUCGCCAACAGACACUUGAAGAUUUGAGGGCUAGAGCUCAAGCUGAGAUGUGGUUGAGACGAAGAUCUCAAAUGCGAGCUAUGAGAUGGUUAUUGCUCUUCAGCCCAGGUGGCUGUUCGCAUUCCUCUUUUCACAGAGCUGUUCAGGAUAAUCUACGAGCUUCACUAAUUUCAUGUCUGGACUUCAAACAUUCUGCGGGUUCCACAAAACCCAGCACCAUUUAUGUAAUUUCCAAACUCUUUUGUUUCAUUUUCCCUACUUAUUCGGCUCAAAACAUCAUUUGGCAUUUGUAAUGUAAUUUUCAUACACCACUUUCUCUGAAAAUUCUUCACCUCUUCGCUUCUCACAAACCUUCCUUCUCCCACUGCAUACCUCUUUUUCUGUUCUAUUUUAAGACAAAAUGGCUGAAUAUGUCUCACAAACAGCCAUUUAAUCAUCCACCACGUCCCGAUCCAUUGCAAUUCCAUUCUCAUCCUCUCUUUCUCUUGCUCCCU
Molecule: messenger RNA, 900 nt
Organism: Ascoidea rubescens DSM 1968
Lineage: Eukaryota; Fungi; Ascomycota; Saccharomycetes; Ascoideales; Ascoideaceae
Exons: 1
Coding region: 199-699 (166 amino acids)
Source: RefSeq, a predicted model, not a curated record